Molecule: messenger RNA, 456 nt
Organism: Opisthorchis viverrini
Lineage: Eukaryota; Metazoa; Platyhelminthes; Trematoda; Opisthorchiida; Opisthorchiidae
Exons: 3
Coding region: 1-456 (151 amino acids)
Source: RefSeq, a predicted model, not a curated record
AUGAUUCGUUGUACUACGAGUUCUACCAGAUCAGAAGCAGUUGCAAUGCAGGGCUCUUCUGGUACCCACCGAAAUAAGCAAGCACGCUUCCUUCGAAGGUUGACUGAACACAGGGAGAGGCAGAUCCAUGAAAACCAAGCUGGGUUCCGUCCUGCAAGAGGUUGCAUCGACCAUAUCUUCACCCUCCGACUGAUUCUGGAACAGCGACACUGCUUCCAGCAACCAACAAUGGUUGUUUUUCUUGAUCUGAAAGCUGCCUUUGACUCUGUGGACCGCCAAGCACUAUGGCAGUCUGCCAUGCCACUCGAAGGAAGCACGAGGGCUUGGAUACUACAAGGUUGCCCAAACCUGGACAGAAGUCGAGAGGCAGAGGUCGGGUUCGAAACACGGACCUUCCAGUCAGUAAAUCUGCGCUCUAACCAGAUUGAAAUUAGUGAGGCGGAAGUACCUAGGUAG